Peromyscus californicus insignis is the source of this 3012-nucleotide messenger RNA. RefSeq names its product ADAM metallopeptidase domain 15 (gene Adam15). Gene Ontology annotation, molecular function: metalloendopeptidase activity; integrin binding. The transcript has 23 exons. The coding region runs from base 119 to 2716 and encodes 865 amino acids. The record is from RefSeq and is a predicted model, not a curated record. Gene Ontology annotation, biological process: integrin-mediated signaling pathway; proteolysis; innate immune response. Lineage: Eukaryota; Metazoa; Chordata; Mammalia; Rodentia; Cricetidae.
UAGUGGCUGCGCUGCGCGGAGCUGGUGUCCGACCCGGCGGCGGCGGCGGCGGCGGCGGCGGCUCCUCCACGCGUGGCCCCGCACCUGCUGCCCCCGUCCGGCCCGGAGCUCCGCGGCUAUGCGGCUGGCGCUGCUCUGGGCCCUGGGACUCCUGGGCGCGGGCAGCCCUCGGCCCUCCCCGCCGCUCCCAAACAUAGGAGGCACUGGAGAGCAGCAGCAAGCCAAACCAGAGAGGGCCCUGAGUGGAUCCUUGGAGAGGCAGGUCGUUCAGGACAGUCCCCCAGUUGGCCUAGCAGAAUUGCUUCAGACUGGUCUACCUGAAGCCCUGAGGGUCGAAGUGGAGCUGGACGGUGAAAGUCAUGUCCUGGAGCUUCUACAGAAUAGAGAUCUAGUCCCUGGCCGCCCAACUCUGGUGUGGUACCAGCCUGAUGGCACCCGAGUGGUCAGUGAGGGGCACAGUCUGGAAAACUGCUGCUACCGAGGUGAUGUGCAGGGCCGCCCCGGCUCAUGGGUCUCCCUCUGUGCCUGCGCCGGGAUCAGGGGGUUGGUGGUCCUGUCCCCAGAGAGAAGCUAUGCACUGGAGCCGGGGCCUGGAGACCUUCAGGGUCCUCCCAUUGUUUCUCGGACCCAAGACCUCCUCCUGCCAGGCCACACCUGUGCCCCAAGCUGGCAUACACCUGUGCCCACUCAAGCUGGACCGGACCUUCUUCUGGGACAGCAGCACUUUCACAGGCUUAAGCGGGAUGUUGUAACAGAGACCAAAACGGUUGAGCUGGUGAUUGUGGCUGACAACUCGGAGGUCAGAAAGUACCCUGACUUCCAACAGCUGCUGAACCGAACGCUGGAAGUGGCCCUCCUGCUCGACACAUUCUUCCAGCCCUUGAAGGUCCGGGUAGCCCUUGUGGGCCUAGAGGCAUGGACCCAGCAGGACCAGAUAGAGAUGAGCUCCAACCCAGCUGUCCUGCUAGACAACUUCCUCCGCUGGCGCCGGACGGACCUGCUGCCUCGGCUGCCCCACGAUAGUGCCCAGCUGAUGACUGGUACUUCUUUCUCUGGGCCCAUGGUGGGCAUGGCCAUUCAGAACUCCAUCUGUUCCCCCGACUUCUCAGGAGGUGUGAAUAUGGACCACUCCACAAGCAUCUUAGGAGUUGCCUCCUCAAUCGCCCAUGAGUUGGGCCACAGCCUGGGUCUAGACCAUGAUUCACCUGGGAGCAGUUGUCCCUGUCCAGGUCCGGCCCCAGCCAAGAGCUGCAUCAUGGAAGCCUCCACAGAUUUCCUACCAGGUUUGAACUUCAGCAACUGCAGCCGACAGGCCCUGGAAAAAGCCCUCCUCGAUGGGAUGGGCAGCUGCCUCUUUGAACGGCUGCCCAGCCUGGCCCCCAUGUCCUCUUUGUGUGGAAAUAUGUUUGUGGACCCUGGCGAGCAGUGUGACUGUGGCUUCCCAGAUGAAUGCACCGAUCCUUGCUGUGACUACUUCACCUGCCAGCUGAGGCCAGGAGCACAGUGUGCCUCUGAUGGACCCUGCUGUCAGAACUGCAAGUUGCACCCAGCCGGCUGGCAGUGCCGCCCUCGAAGAGAUGAUUGUGAUUUGCCCGAGUUCUGCCCAGGAGACAGUUCCCAGUGCCCCGCUGACCUCAGGCUGGGGGACGGUGAACCCUGUGCUGACGGACAGGCUGUGUGUAUGCACGGGCGCUGUGCCUCCUACGCCCAGCAGUGCCAGUCGCUCUGGGGACCUGGGGCCCAGCCUGCUGCACCACUUUGCCUCCAGACAGCCAACACUCGGGGUAAUGCCUUCGGGAGCUGUGGGCGCAGCCCCAACGGCAGCUACGUGCCCUGCGCCCCUAGAGAUGCCGUUUGUGGACAGCUUCAGUGCCAGUGGGGGAGGACCCAGCCUCUGCUGGGCUCAGCCCAAGACCUGCUCUCGGAGGUCCUGGAAGCCAAUGGGAUGCAGCUGGACUGCAGCUGGGUGCACCUGGACCUGGGCAAUGAUGUGGCUCAGCCCCUCCUGGCUCUGCCUGGCACUGCCUGUGGCCCUGGCCUGGUGUGCAUCGACCAUCGAUGCCAGCCCGUGGAUCUCCUGGGAGCACAGGAGUGUCGGAGCAAAUGCCAUGGCCAUGGGGUCUGUGACAGCAGCAGACACUGCCACUGUGAGGAGGGCUGGGCACCUCCUGACUGCGUGACUCAGCUCAGAGCAACCAGCUCCCUGACCACGGGCCUGCUCCUCAGCCUCCUGUUGUUGGUGGUCCUAGCCCUCCUUGGUGCCAGCUACUGGCACCGAGCCCGCCUGCAUCAGCGGCUCUGCCAGCUCAAGGGAUCCAGCUGCCAGUAUAGGGCAGCCCAACCAAAUCCUCCUGAACGGCCAGGACCUCCACAGCGGGCACAGCCGAUGCCAGGCGCUAAGCAAGCUAGUGCCAUCAUCUUGCCGGUGCCCCCCUCCAGGCCGCUGCCACCUAACCCUGUGCCCAAGAAACUCCAGGCUGAGCUGGCUGAGCGAUCCAAUCCCCCCACUCGCCCUCUGCCCGCUGACCCUGUGGUGAGGCACCCAAAGUCUCAGGGGCCCGCCAAACCCCCACCCCCAAGAAAGCCACUGCCUGCCAACCCACAGGGCCGGCACCCAUCAGGUGACCUGUCGGGUCCAGGGGACGGGAGCAUGCAGCUGGUGGUGCCCUCCAGGCCAGCUCCACCACCCCCAGCAGUACCCUCGCUCUACCUCUGACCGCUCUUGAGACUUGGCUGACUCCCGCCCAGAUUUAAGACUUAAAGAAGUGCAAUCUCGGCCGCUGCCGCCCCUCCCCCCGACAAAUGACUAGAGGAGCAGGAGGAGCCCUAGACAAUGCAGUGUCCAGCCUAAGGAACCACCCACCAUCAGGCGCUGUUAAGCAACACCUGGGGACCCACCAAAAUAGCUGCACCUGGCUGCUGGGGAGGGGCCGGGGCCGGAGUAGGUGGCGGCGGGGCAUGCACACAAUCUGUCUUUGCUCUUUUGUAAUAAAUGUGAGAUCUUGGAAUGUG